GAGUUCAGCACAGUUAGAGAAAAAUCUCCUGAAAGUUGAUAAGGAUUGAAAACUAUCCAGUUGUUUCUUGACCAGUUGUAUGGGCGCUGUGCUUUUAGGAAUAUCUUUCUGUUGAAAGUCUUGCAGCUUUAGUUUCUGUUUCACUCUGAGCAGGAAGCAGUUCCUGAGAGACUCGAAGCCAGCAGGUUCCCAUUCACUCUCUGAAAAAAGCAGUCUCCCUGUCCAGGAGAGAACACUCCAGGUUCAGGAGGGCGAAACGUGGACGGGAAUCGAGAGGAUGCUCCAGCAUUCCAGGAAUCCGGGAUGUACCUCGUCGGAAGUCAAGACAGGGACCACGAUAAUGGCAGUGGAGUUCGAUGGCGGGGUGGUGAUUGGUUCUGAUUCCCGUGUCUCUGCUGGAGAGGCGAUCUGUAACCGUGUGAUGAAUAAGCUCUCCCCGCUGCACGAUCGGAUUUACUGUGCCCUGUCAGGUUCAGCUGCUGAUGCCCAGGCUAUCGCCGAUUCCGUCAACUACCAGCUGGAAUUACACAGCAUUGAGACUGGAGAUGCCCCAUUGGUGCGAGCUGCAGCCUCCAUCGUUAAGAACAUCAGCUACAAGUACAAGGAGGAGCUGUCAGCUCACCUGAUCGUCGCUGGUUGGGACAGGAAGAAGAAGGGACAGGUCUAUGCGACUCUUGGAGGGAUGAUUAUCCGACAGCCAUUCUCUGUCGGGGGCUCAGGGAGCAUUUACAUUUAUGGAUACGUCGAUGCUGCAUACAAAGAAGGGAUGAGCAAGGACGAGUGCCUGGCAUUUGUAACUAACGCAAUUUCACUGGCUAUCGGGAGAGACGGGUCGAGUGGAGGAGUGGUGUACCUUACAACGAUCACGGAGAAAGGCACUGAACACAAUAUCAUUCCUGGCAACAAGUUGCCAGCAUUCCAUGAUGAAUGACACUAUGUAUCUUCCACUCCUCAAUAAAUUCCUGCUGCUCUCGAA
This is a messenger RNA of Chiloscyllium plagiosum (whitespotted bambooshark), 976 nucleotides long. RefSeq names its product proteasome 20S subunit beta 9a (gene psmb9a). Gene Ontology annotation, cellular component: proteasome core complex; cytoplasm. The record is from RefSeq and is a predicted model, not a curated record. Lineage: Eukaryota; Metazoa; Chordata; Chondrichthyes; Orectolobiformes; Hemiscylliidae. Gene Ontology annotation, molecular function: threonine-type endopeptidase activity.